Podarcis muralis (Common wall lizard) is the source of this 3184-nucleotide messenger RNA. RefSeq names its product asparaginase (gene ASPG). The record is from RefSeq and is a predicted model, not a curated record. Gene Ontology annotation, biological process: amino acid metabolic process. Lineage: Eukaryota; Metazoa; Chordata; Lepidosauria; Squamata; Lacertidae. Gene Ontology annotation, molecular function: asparaginase activity; protein binding.
GCCCAACCGCCUGCCCUCAGCGCGCCCCAAUGGCCUAAUGCGGCCUCCUUUUUUGGCGCGGGCGCGGGAUGGGGGGGUGGGGGCUGUGUGUCUCUCUCUUUCGUCUCACACUCCCCCCCCCUCCCACUCCCCUCCGCAGGCGGAGGCAGGUCCAGGCUCCGGCCAAUGAGGGCGGGCGAGCCCGGGAAGGGGGCGGCGCUUCUGAGCCGGUAUAUGGAUGCGCACGUUGCCCGUCUCUGACACCCGCUCGCCCUUUCGGCCAGGUAACGGCAUCUCUUGAGGGGAGACCAUGAUGGCAGCGGAGGCAGCGCAGGCGGGCGGCUUUCUGGGCCGAGCCCUCUCGUCCACCGAGCCCGCUCCGGCCCUCGAGAUCGGCGGCGGCUGCGGGGCCGUGGCCGAGGCGCGGGUGCUGGUGAUCAACACGGGAGGGACCAUCGGGAUGGUGCCUCAGCCGGAGGGCCUUGCUCCUGAGGCCAACAUGCUAGCAGGGGCCCUGAAGAAGAUCCCAAUUCUUCACGAUGCAGCAUAUGCCGAGGAAACUAAUCUGUAUUCCCGCCUUCACCUUGGAGAUGACACCUUGGUGCUUCCCAUUUCCAGACAAAAUAAAAGAAUUAUCUACACCAUCCUGGAACUUUCUCCACUGCUUGAUUCUUCAAACAUGACUCCAGCUGAAUGGGACAAGAUUGGCAGUCUCCUGGAGAUAUACUAUGAAAAGUAUGAUGGCUUUGUGAUCCUUCACGGCACAGACACAAUGGCCUAUACAGCCUCAGCAUUGUCUUUCAUGUGUGAGAACCUGGGUAAAACCAUUGUUCUGACGGGAUCUCAGGUACCCAUAUACGAACUGAGAAAUGACGGUAGAGCCAAUCUGCUGGGGUCACUGCUCUUUGCUGGACAAUUUGUAAUCCCUGAGGUGUGCCUGUACUUUCAUAAUAAACUGUACAGGGGAAACCGGGUUACUAAGGUGGAUGCAGAGAGCUUCAAUGCCUUUUCCUCACCUAACCUGCCUUCACUUGCAACUGCUGAGGUGGAUAUUAUAAUUAACUGGGAGACCGUUUGGAGGGCCAACACUACCAAGAAAUUUGCAAUCCACAAAAUGAACUUUGAUCAACAUGUUGGCCUACUGAGAAUCUUCCCGGGGAUCACUGCUGAAGCGGUGAAGGGGUUUCUUCAAAGCCCAAUAAAAGGGAUUGUGCUUGAGACCUAUGGGAGUGGGAAUGCCCCCAAUAAUUGCCCUGCUUUGUUGGAAGAGUUGCAGAAAGCAACCGAGCGUGGUGUGGUGAUUCUGAAUUGCACCCAGUGUCUGCGAGGAAGUGUUUCUUUAGUCUAUGAAACAGGAAAGACCCUUAUGGACGCAGGUGUAAUUCCAGGAGGAGAUAUGACACCCGAAGCUGCUCUUACCAAGCUGGCCUAUGUCCUGAGCAAACCUGGUACCUUGGCCGAGAAGAGAGAGAUGGUGAAGGAGAAUCUGAGAGGAGAGAUGACUGUUGUGCCCAUUGGAACCCAGAUCACCCUCAAAGAUAGCAAGUUUAUUCAAGAGAUUGCAAAAUACCUGUUUAUCAGCUGCAAGGAGGAGCUAGCAGCUGUUAGAGAUGCUUUGACUCCUCCUUUGGCUUGCGCAGCGGCAAAAAAUGGUGACAUCGAUGCCCUAAAAGCCUUACAGAAUAUGGGUGGCAACUUGAGCUCCGAGGAUUAUGAUGGUCGCACACCUCUUCAUGUUGCAUCUUGUGAAGGUAAUUUGGAGAUAGUCAAACAUCUGCUGAAGUCUGGGGCAACUGUCUACGCUAAAGACCGAUUUGGAGCUACUCCACUGCUGAAUGCCAUAAAGUUCAGGCACCACGAUGUGAUCUGCUUGCUACGCACAACGGGAGCUCACCUUUCAAGCCAAGAGCUCGUGAAUGUUGGAACAGAACUCUGCAGUCUUGCUUUUAAUGGAGAUGUUGAAGGACUGCUGGCCUGGCAUCUGGCUGGUGUGGAUCUCAACCAUCCUGGUUAUGAUGGGAGCACUCCAUAUGCCAUGGCAAGAGCUGCAAAUCGUAUGAAAGUCAUGGAGUUUUUAUGUCAGCUGGAGGCCUAAUUUGAUACUUGGAGCUUCCCUGAGGCAAGAUGGGGAGGAAAGGCACACAUCGCUGCAAGCAACACAGAUAACAAUUGAAGAAUGCAAGCUUAUGCUCACUGUUUUUAGUAAAGAGAGUCUAUUUUCUUAUUAUUUUUUUUUAAAAAGAAUAAACUAAUGCUUAGCAAAGGACAUUGCAAUACUUCAGACUCGGUGCUCAUACUAGCCUAUUGAAUCAAUUUGUGUUUUCAGGAAGGAAUGUGUGAUGAUGAAACAAAUGCUGUUCUCAAACCACAUAUGAAAUUGCCUUAUAGCAAGUCAGGCCAUGGAUUCAGUGGUGGCAUCGUCUGUGAUGAAUAGACACAGCUUUGCAGGGUACCAGGCAGAAAUCUUGCCCAGACUUGCUAUCAGAUAUUAUUUUAACUUCAGUUGCUGACUAUUGGACCUGAGACCUUCUGCAAGCAAAGCAAAGUGCUCUGUUGCAGAGCUACUGUGUCUCACUAUAGCUCAGCGGCAGAAAUCUAGACACAGAAAUCAAGUUUCACAUUUCAGCGGGGGCUACCGUUUUUCAAAAGAUGAGAUAAUCGGAAAUUUCAGAAAGAAACAUCAUUUUUAAAACCAAUCUUCUGAUUUGCUGCAUACUGCAUUAGAAACCUGGUAUUAGCUUUCCUCUCAAAUUAAGUGGGGGGGGGCAUACACACAUCAGAUUGCUUGAGAGAAUUGUGGGGCUUCCAGAAGGGGGAAGAGUCUUUAAAAUCUAGAGAGGCAGCCCUCUCAAAAUAUAGUAUUUCACAAGAAAUGACAGGAUAGAUAUGGAUUGUGGCUAAUGCCAUGGGUAUACUGCCUCUGACACCAGUGAUGGCGGUGUACAGGUUGCAGAGUAGGCAGGAGUGUAAUGCACAGCCCCAGAAUGCGCUCAGUCACAACAGGAUAUUGAGUGUUGUUUGGAGGAGAAAAACAGAAAACCUGGAAGUAUGGCCAGCUGGCCCCUAAACCUGAGGACUCCUGUUUGGAGAUGAGAAUACACUCCAACUGAUCAGACUUUCUGAUCAGAAGGUCGGUGGUUUGAAUCCCCGCGACGGGGUAAGCUCCCAUUGCUCAGUCCCAACUCCUGCCAACCUAGCAGUUUGA